AACAUACUUUAUACUAACUUGCUCAGAGAUUGAUCUGUCCCAGAAAAUUUGGAGAUGAUGGCUUGUGCCGCUCGUGCUGGUUCUUCAAGCUUGGAUCGCCUUCAAUCUGCACUGAAGGGCAUAAAGUAUCCCUCGGAGAUCCUAUCAAAAGUCACAAAUGAUUGGGAUUUUUUGAGAAAACUUUGGGAAUUUGCUCAUAAGAGGAGUGAUGCCGCUACAGAUGAGGAGAGGAAGAACAUGCUCAUCUGCCUCAAGAUUGAAGCUACAGCAGAGGAGAUUGCCCAGGAGCUUAUUCGUUUCCGUGAAGAAAAGAUGGUGGAUGAUGACCAGGUAAAAGAUGUAGAAUUCCUAAACGAAUUAGCCCUUGAUUGUGGAAGAAAAGCACAGCGCUUGAUUGCUGAAGUUGAAGAAGCUCUUGACCAUUUGUACCUGAUGUGGUCAAGAGGCGGAGGCAGCAGCAUCAGCAGCAACUCAUUUGUAUUUGAUCUCUCCUUUUGCAUACAUUUACUACAAUAUGUAGGAUCAACUGUGUCCACAAUCGAGAUUAUGGCAGCUAAUCACUGGGGUUAUGAAGAUUCUAGUCUAAAGAUCCAAUUCCAUUCCCUCCAUCGUAAUGUAAUUUACAUCAAAGAUUACCUUGUUUCAUUAUCAUCAGGAGCACCAACAGAUGUACUACAACAUACUCAUCUUUGUUAUCAUGCUCGUGGACUGCCUAGUUUUGAUGCUUGCGUAGGCCAUGUUAUAUCCCUCGCCCUACGAAUUGCAAAUCGAUGUAGUGAUUGCUGGUUAAACUGCAAGACAGGCCAAAUCCAAGUGAUGGAAAGAGAGCUGAUUGAGUUCCUGGUGAAUUUGCAGAGUGAGAUUCAUCCUAGUAAUCCCAAAUUCAUGGGUUUCCAUCUCAAUUUCCUUAUGGCUCUCUGCUCUGCUAAGAAGUUUGCAUUGGAGGAUCUUCUGCCGAGGUUUUGCCACUAUCUCUUCUUUCGUGAAGAUGGAUAUUUUCGAGCCCAGGUAUUCUGGCUAUUACAACUUUUUCUCUACACCAUUUCUAUACUAGAUGAUGAGGACACAGCACAAAGUUUCAUUCCAGAAAUUCUUGCAGUGCUAGUAGAGUUGGCAUCUAUAUUCAAGUUAACUGGUCGUAAUGGGAGAAAACUAGAUAAUUCACCUCGCUGUUCUGAGUUACUUACAAAGAUUUGUCUUCUCGAGGCAGAGCUUUUCCUUGUGGUGCAAAUCCAUAGCAUGAAAAGCAAUACAAAUACUUCCUCUCUUUCCUCUGGUAUGCUUCCCAAUUCAGUGAUGCAUGACUGUAGACAAAUCCCCAAGAGUCUGCGCAUAUAUUCUGGGAAGUUGCCCCAAGAAACGAGAUUAGAUAGGCAAAAGUUGGUGGCACUGAUUGAAUCAGCAUUCGAGGAGGAAAAAUUUCUUUUCGAGUCAUCUAGGCGCAAGGAAAUCACAGCGUCAGCAGCAAAAAACUCACUUCUGCGACUUCGUUUUAAGAUUGUGAUUUUCAAGGGAGAGUCAUUUCUGACGGAGCUAUUGCUUGUGGAGAGCAAGAAUGAUGAAAGGCAUAUGGCUCAUUGGGAAGAUCAAAUCAAAGUCCACCUUCGGAAGCUUGAGUACAUCACACUAAUUCUGUCAGAUGAGAGAGUCAGGGAAAAAGAGGACAUAUUAGGAGCAAUUGGAAAAUCUUUUAUGAGGCUGACAUGUUUCUCUUACUAUUUCCUUAACACACAAGAUGAAAUGACUAACCUUUCAUAUUCUGAGCAGUUAGAUAAUGUGGUGCAUUUGAUCAAGGCAAAGCUCACAGAUAUUAUUCCUCAAUUUCCGAAGUUAAAUUUCCCCAAGGCUUCUAAUUUGGAGUUGUUUGAUUUUCUUUGUAGAAGGCUUGGGGAAUUUCUAAGACAUGAUCCCGCCUCAACUGCGCUGGUGAAGCACCAUGUUGAAGAGAUUCAAAUAUAUUUCAAGUCAUUGAGGUCUUUUUUGGAGAAUGUUUCAGAGUUAGACAUUGAGAAGCAUCCAGAGUUAAAAGAUCUUCUUGAUCGAGCCACUGAUUCAGGAUAUAAAGUGGAGUACAUUGUUGAUUCAAGUGAGGUUGAUGCUCAAUUGCAGGAAUUCUUUUGGUUCGGUGAUGUGGUGGAGCAGUUAAGACUUCUUAGCGAGAAGGCCAGGGGAAUUCAAUUGACAACCCCUCACACGGAAGCCCAAAGUUCCAUGAAUGUCACCCGGGUUGUACUUGACAGGUUAUCAAGAAAUAGUACCCCAGCAAUCAAUGAAAUUGUGGUGGAUCAAAGCAACAGAGGAAGUGAAAUUCUCAAUCAGCUAAUGGGAAGAUCUCCCCAGCUAGAUAUCGUUGCUAUUGUUGGAAUGCCUGGUUUAGGCAAGACAACAUUGGCGAGGAAAGUGUACGACAGCGAGCAUGUCAGAUAUGGCUUCCAUUGCCGUGCAUGGUGCACUGUUUCCCAUGUAUACGAGAAAAGGAGAGUGUUGAUUGAGAUUCUAAAAGGCAUUCACGGGCUUAUGGAUGAGAUUCAUCAAAUGAGUGAUGAAGAGCUCGAGUCCAAAUUGAAAAAGUGUCUGCUGAGAAACAAGUAUCUUGUAGUUAUGGAUGACGUUUGGGAUGUUGAAUUUUGGAAUGAUUUGAAAAAUUCAUUCCCAGAUGAUAAAAAUGGAAGUAGAAUUUUGUUGACAAGUCGCCUCCAUCAAGUGGCCUCGGAAAUUAAACCAGAAAGGGAUCCUCUUUCUCCUCUCCUCUUUUCACAGGAGGAAAGUUGGAAGCUGUUAGAAAAGAAGGUGUUCAAAGAGGAAUGUUGCCCUGAGGAGUUGUUGGCAGUGGGACAGGAAAUUGCUCGCCUCUGUCAAGGAUUGCCUCUUGCAGUUGUAGCUGUAGCAGGUAUACUAAAAAAGACAGAAAAGAGCCAAAUUUCGUGGAAAAGAAUAGCGGACAGUUUCAGCUUACAGAACAUCGAUAACCCAGAAGCUCAGUGCAAGGAAGUCUUAGAACUCAGCUACAAACACCUGCCGGAAUAUCUAAAGCCAUGCUUUCUCUAUCUUGGAGUUCUUAAUGGAGACAGAGACAUUCGAGUCAGCAAGCUGAUACGGUUUUGGCUCGCAGAAGGUUUCAUACCACAAACUCAGAAAAAGAGCUAUGAGGAUGUAGCAGAGAAUUUCUUGAUGGACUUGAUUGACAGAAGCUUGGUGACAAUCUCCCAAAGAAGGUCCAAUAAGAAGGUCAAAGCAUGUAGGCUUCAUGACCUCGUACUUGAUUUCUGUAAGUCAAAAACCAAAGAGACCAACUUCUUUCAGCUAGUCACCAGGUCUGAUUAUCCAUAUGCUUCUUUUCCCAGUUCUGAUUAUGGUUUCGAAUUUGACUUUUACCGUCAUUCAUCUCCUGUAUCAUUUGCAUGCUAUCGGUUGGCUCUAUCUUUGAAGCGAAACCACUUUGUUGAAUCAAAACCUUCUGGCUUGGCCACCCGUUCUUUGGUGUUCUUUGCAUCAACAGAUUCCGAACCUAGAUGCCCUUAUGACAUUUCAUUCAUUUGCCACAACUUCAAAUUACUUAAGGUGUUGGAUUUGGAAUGCAUCAAUUUGGGUAUUUCUUUUCCUGUUGAAAUCGGACUGCUUCUCCACUUGACAUACUUAGCAGUUGGGGGCUACAUGCGAUCUAUUCCACAUUCGAUAGCCAACCUCAGGAAAUUGGAAACACUUAUUGUGAAAGGAUUACGUGGUAAGAUCAUCUUACCAAAUACUAUCUGGCGCAUGACGUGUUUAAGGCAUCUUCAUGUCAAUGUUCAUGUUGCCUUCGACUCAGAUGUUGAAGAAUCUGUUGAUAGCUCUGUAUUAGCAAAUUUGGUCAGCUUUUCCUGCCCAUCUCUUUCUUGUGGUGAGGAUGCAGAAAGAAUAAUCAAGAGGCUUCCAAAUCUUUGCAAAUUGAGUUGCAUAUUCUAUGAAUCACAAUAUUCCUCCACAAGUUGCAAUCAGUUUCCAAGGUUGAAGUUUCUUUCUCAUUUGGAAUCCCUCAAGAUCUUUUACUAUGGGAACCCUCUUCACAAUGGCGAGUUCAAUCUGCCAUUGAGUUUGAAGGAAUUGACUCUAUCACGCUUCUGCUUACCAUGGAGUCAUAUCUCUGCAAUUGGCACUCUACCAAACUUGGAAGUUCUCAAGUUACUUUCUGGUACCUUUGUGGGGCGAACAUGGGACAUGAUGGAAGACGAGUUCCAGAAACUCAAGUUCUUGAGCUUAGACACUCUGGACAUCGCCGAAUGGAAUGCCUCUUAUGAUCAUCUCCCCAAACUUGAGAGACUUGUCCUGCGAAAUUGCAAAGGCCUUGAGAAAAUCCCAGAAGAUCUUUCUAACAUAGCUUCAUUGGAAACAAUUGAAGUGCAUUGGUGUGGACAAUCUGUGGAAGAGUCGGCAAUUGAGAUUAGGAAAACAACCGGGGACAUCAAAGUCCUUAUCACGAGUUCAAAUUUGAGUUCAUAAGCAUGACUUGAAUCACGUUACUGUAUUCUUCCACUCACUUGUUGAACUUGUGAAAACUCCUGAUUUAGAUAUCCCGAGGUAUUGGUGCUCAACGAAAGAAGGCUGAAGUCUAUACUUUGAAGGAUCAGCUGGAACUUCAGAGGAUUUCAUUCACCACAAGCAAGACAUUGAUGCCAAGCUUUGCCUUAUAUUGGAACUUUCCAGUUUUAUAUUCAAUAUUAUGUUUGUUGGAUAAUAUACCAACUAAUGUAACAAUGUGUCUGAAUUUGAUUGCUAAGUGGCAUUUCAGUGUUGCCUUUUAUGUCUAAUGAUACUGAGCUGUGCCAACUUGUUAUCUCAUACAGUUGGUUUUUUCUGCUGAACCUACGAAGCAGGGAGCUACUAAAUGUUCUAUGGAUGCUUGUUUGUCCAUACUAAAACGCAAUGGCUUCUUGUUGUCAAUGGUUUUGUGUUUGAUCUUACUCG
Messenger RNA from Coffea arabica (coffee), 4944 nucleotides. RefSeq names its product putative late blight resistance protein homolog R1A-4. Lineage: Eukaryota; Viridiplantae; Streptophyta; Magnoliopsida; Gentianales; Rubiaceae. Gene Ontology annotation, biological process: defense response to other organism. Gene Ontology annotation, molecular function: ADP binding. The record is from RefSeq and is a predicted model, not a curated record.